AUGGAACAGCUGAUGACUGAACUCCAGCACCUGCUGCUCCCACCCCAGCCAGGCCGGCGCUUGGCUGGUGCUGGGGGCCGCGAGGCCCGGGUCCGAGGGCUGCCAUUCCCAGGACUCCGAGUUCAGGGCUGGGGAGUGCACCCUGCUCUGGGAAGGAGCCCAGGGCCAGGCGCUUGCACGGGUGCUCGGUACCCUGAGCGGCACCCCCAGGGCCAGCUCUUCCGGGCCUCACCACAGCCCCCUGAAAUCGUCCUGCUCUUUUCCUUCUUUCCAGAUGUUUUUACAUCACAGCCGGCAGCAGAGAGCUCAUCUGCCACCCCUACGUCCUCUUCUCCCUCCGACCCCAGCUCCUCGAGUCCUGGGGACUCCUCCACGGCCCGGCCCAGCGCCCCGAGUACCGGGGAAAUCACCACGUCCCCGCUCAGCUCCACUCCAACAGACGCCGGAGCGGUCUCUCCCUCUCCGCACUCCACGACAGACGCUCCCUCGGGCUCGGAGUCGCCCGGCUCAGCGUUCACGCCGCUGUCCCAGUCUGCAUCCCUGCCCUCUUCCCCCCUGCCAGGCCCGGGGGACACAAUGACCCCCACGUCACACCGAAAUCCGGGCGUGGUGGUGGCUGUGUGUCUGGUGCUGUCCCUGCUGCUCAUUGGGGCUGUGGUGCUGGCUGUGAGGCGCUGCCAUCGGGAUACAUCCGAGUUCCUCACGCUGGAUCAGGUGUCCAUGGCCAGCGUGAGUUGACAGAGGUCCACUGCCCCCUGAGUUACUGCAGCAGGGCCGGAGAGAGGAGGCCUUGGAUGGCUGGGAGCCCAGGAGGCUGCAGCUACUGCCGGGCCAGCACAGCGGAGAUGGCAGGCACCUGCAGUCCCAGCUGCUCUGCUUGGGAGGCUGAGGCAGGAGCACUGUCUGAGCCUAGCAGUUCGAGAUCAGCCUGGCCACCAAAGCAAGAGUCUGCCAACAAUAAGAGAAUCAAUGAACAAAUAAAUAAAAUCCCAGAUGUUCACCUGAGGGCUCCUACAUCAUGGAUUCAUGUGAGCAGCAUUAAUUGAGCAUCUACUGUAUGCCUCAUUCUCUGUCACCAGCACAGUGGGGACUGUAUCUGUGUCCUCCUGGACCAUCAUGGUAAGGGAGAGAGACAAGAGCCAGGGCUGCAGAGAGACCUUCAGAUGCCCUAGGGUCAUGAGGCAGAGAUGAGGCGCCCCCAGCACUCCUAAGGGCUGGUUCCCGCCACCAGGAAGAGACACAGCAGAACAUCACUGUCCUUCCUGCCGAGUGAAGUGAGCAGGGGAACCCACGCCAAGUCCCGGAGCUCCACAGCUGCCUGGAGACCAGCUCGGGGCAGGGCCUGUGGCUCUGGGUGAGAAACUGAGGCAGGAGGAAAUGACAGCAGCAGCAGAGGGCUCAGAGAGGUGGUUCCGACGCCCACAGGGGUCUCUCUAUGUAGCCCAGGCUGGCCUGGAACUCAG
Fukomys damarensis (Damara mole-rat) is the source of this 1463-nucleotide messenger RNA. Its product is annotated as mucin-7-like. Lineage: Eukaryota; Metazoa; Chordata; Mammalia; Rodentia; Bathyergidae. Bases 1 to 738 code for a protein of 245 amino acids. The record is from RefSeq and is a predicted model, not a curated record. The transcript has 6 exons.